Molecule: messenger RNA, 1632 nt
Organism: Funneliformis mosseae
Lineage: Eukaryota; Fungi; Glomeromycota; Glomeromycetes; Glomerales; Glomeraceae
Source: the annotation of a GenBank genome assembly
AUGUUCCAACAUACGCCUGUUCUUGCAACGGAAACUCUAAUACAAAUUUUCAAAGAUUUAGAUAUUUAUAGCUUACGUUCUUGUGCACUUGUCAAUCGAUACUGGUGUCAGAUUGCGAUUCCAAUGUUAUGGGUAGAGCCAUUUGAAAACAUAUAUGAAGAAACUUUUCCUUCACCAGGAGGAAAUUAUCAUAAAGAGGUUUAUGUAUCGAAAUCCAUCAAAAAUUUAUCCUCUCUAACUGACACUUAUAUUAAUUGUUUGUCAGAAGGAUCCAAAGUCAAAUUAACGAAUGCUGGAAUUGUAGGAUUUUAUAAAACAAAACAUCCGAGUUAUGAUUAUCCCGCUUUCUUGAAAAAUUUGGACAUCAUUUGUUUAUUCUUGGGAUGUCGCGCAUGGUUAAGCGUGAGAUUUAAAUUUAAACUUGUAACUUCAGUUGAGCGUAGUUUACUUUUGUAUCAAAUCAGGUUAAUUUUCUUUGAAUUGUGUAAACUUUUCAUGAGUCGAUGUGAAGAUGUCAAGAAAUUAUAUUUGAUAAAUAAGAAAUUCUCAAAGGAAUUGGAAUGUGCGGAAAAAUGUAAUGAAAAUUGUUUAAAAUUUUGUUUGAUUAACAAUGUCAUCAAUCCAAUCAUCAAUCAAUUACCGGAUUUACCUGGCGCAUCAAAAUGUUUAGCUAAUCUAGAAUGCUUGGGAACAAAUUGUAAUACACCUACAGAAUUUAUUCAAAAGAUUUCGUUUUUCUGUAAGGAAAUAAAAAAUUUGAUCUUUACUCCCGGAUUUAGAUUAUCAAUCCUUUCCUCACAAAAUUGUUUAAAAUAUUUAAUCCUUCAGGGACAUUUUUACAAUUAUUAUCCUGGAAUAAAAGAUAUCUUUGAAAGAGCUUUUAAAAAUCUUGAAUGGCUUACAAUUAAUGGAAGAGACGCGUUACCGAUUAAAAAUGUUGAUUCCUUUGAGAACCUUGUUAGUUUGGAAGUUGUCAAUAAAGAUCAAAGUUAUAAUCAAAGUUAUAAUUCUUUUAGGACUUUAGCAGACAUGAACUUUCCAAAAUUACAAUACCUUUACGUUGACAUCGGACCAUCAUGUUUCUCAUAUUUUUACCUUUUAUCGAUAAUCAUUUCAAAAACAACGAAUUUACGAAAACUUGAUUUACAUUGGGGUCAUCAAGAUGUUAGCAAUUUUGCAACUUUAACGUUAAGCAUCGCAAAUCAUUGUCCAAAUCUUAUCAUCUUGAAAAUGUAUUGGGUUAAUGAAUAUAGAGAAUCCAUUAAUGAUUUAUUAAGAAUUUUUAAAUAUUGUGAUAAAUUAGAAUAUUUUGGAAUCCUCAAUAAUGGAAUAUUUGACGAAGAUUCUUAUUUACCUUUGUUAGGAGAUCAUUUGCCACCAAACUUAAGGGUGUUAAAACAUUGUUGUGUACCCGUUGAUUAUCCCGCCGAACCGCUUGAAUCGUUCUUUAAGAAUGCGUCAAGGAGGCUGAACGUUCCAUUGAUGAUCGAUUUAAAUUCUUUUAUAACUCAUGAGCAUUCAAAGAUCGCGCAAGAAUAUUUCUUGAAUGGGUUAAUUAAUCCCUCUUUUACAAAAUUUGAUUAUGAGAGAAGGCUUGAAUAUUAUUCGUGCAACAUGAGGUAUUUACAGUAG